This is a messenger RNA of Loa loa (African eye worm), 1518 nucleotides long. Its product is annotated as AGC/PKC/ALPHA protein kinase. The record is from RefSeq and is a predicted model, not a curated record. The transcript has 11 exons. Gene Ontology annotation, biological process: protein phosphorylation. Bases 1 to 1518 code for a protein of 505 amino acids. Gene Ontology annotation, molecular function: protein serine/threonine kinase activity; ATP binding. Lineage: Eukaryota; Metazoa; Nematoda; Chromadorea; Rhabditida; Onchocercidae.
AUGCGCAAGAAGUGUCUAUUUUCAGUACGUGAGGCGCGUAACUUAAUACCUAUGGAUCCAAAUGGUCUUUCCGAUCCUUACUGCAAGUUGAAAUUAAUACCUGAUGACCAUUCCUCAAAAUCUAAGAAGAAAAGUAAAACAAUCAGAUCUACCUUAAAUCCUGUAUGGAACGAAUGUUUUGAAUACAAACUGGAAGUAGCAGAUGCGGACAAAAGAUUAUCUGUGGAAGUUUGGGAUUGGGAUCGUACUUCUAGGAACGAUUUCAUGGGUUCUCUUUCAUUUGGUAUCAGCGAACUGAUGAAGGAAUCUGUUGAGGGUUGGUACAAAUUGCUCAGCGCAGAAGAAGGAGAAUUCUACAGCAUAAAAGUUAUGCCUGAAUCUGAAGCCGAAAUUGCAAAAAUCACAAAUGGAAUCGAUGAAAUAAACUUGUUUCAAGAAAAGCAAUUAUCAGUACGAUCUCAACCACAGUUGAAACAGCCACAACAAAAUGUUAUCAAAGCUACUGAUUUUAAUUUUUUAUCUGUGCUUGGAAAAGGAUCUUUUGGGAAGGUAUUACUUGGUGAGCAUAAAGAUAGCAAGGAAUUGUUCGCAGUGAAGAUACUGAAAAAAGAUGUGAUUGUUCAGGAUGAUGAUAUGGAAUGUACGAUAACCGAAAAGCGGGUGCUAUCGCUUUGUGAUAAGCCACCCUUUCUUGUUGCUCUUCAUUCCUGCUUUCAAACUUCGGAUCGUUUAUAUUUUGUAAUGGAAUUUGUAAGUGGCGGUGAUCUUAUGUAUCAAAUACAGCAAGUGGGAAAGUUCAAAGAGCCAGUAGCUGCAUUUUAUGCUGCUGAAAUAGCAAUUGGUUUAUUCUUUCUUCAUACCCAAGGCAUUAUUUAUCGUGAUCUCAAAUUGGAUAAUGUUAUGUUGGAUACAAAUGGGCAUAUUAAAAUCACAGAUUUUGGUAUGUGCAAAGAAAACAUCAUUGGUAAUGCAAAGACAAAAACGUUUUGUGGUACACCCGACUACAUUGCUCCGGAAAUAAUAUUAUAUCAACCAUACAAUAAGUCGGUUGAUUGGUGGGCAUAUGGAGUAUUGUUGUUUGAAAUGCUUGCUGGUCAACCACCUUUCGAUGGCGAAGACGAAGAUGAAUUAUUUGCAGCAAUAACGGAUCAUAGCGUAUCAUAUCCGAAGUCAAUGUCGAAAGAAGCUGUAUCUAUUUGUAAGGCAUUGCUACAGAAAAGUCCUCAAAAACGGUUGGGUUGUGGACAGACAGCUGUUAGAGAUAUUAAGGAACAUCCGUUCUUUCGACGAAUUGACUGGCAUAAGAUUGAAAAGCGACAGGUUCAGCCACCUUUCAAACCUAAAUUGAAGAGCCCUGAAUCGACGGAGAAUUUCGAUUCACAAUUUAGAAAGUUAUCUGUCAGAAUGAGUGCUUGUGAUAUUGAUAUUUUGCGUAACCUUGAAGGCUAUGAAUUUCCUGAUUUUGAUUAUGUUAAUCCAUAUUGGCCAACUUGGAAAGCUAAUGAUGAAUCGGUAUAG